AUGGCUCGUGGUCUCCAGCAGGUCUCCAGCGCCGCGAUGCUUCGUCCUCGGCUCCAGCAGCUGUGCCCGCGGGCAUUGGCGCGUCCAAUUGGACCGCUGAUACUACACGAUGGUCCCAUCUUCCUCACGAUAAAACAUCGCACAGCUGCGUCCCAAGCCUCGCGACCUAGACACUUCACGACAACGCGACGACAAUACCUCACCGACCCCUCCUCGACCCUCCCGAAGACCUCCAGUUCUCGACCCGAAGCAACACUACCCGUAGAUGCCGCUUCAACGACCGCCCCAACUCCCUCACACCUCGAACCACAACCGCAACCCGUCACAUCAACCCCCGAGUCCUCCUCAGACAAACCCGCCCCGCCCCGCAGGCGCCGCCGGCGCGGCAUUUACUACAGCGUGCUCUUCCUCGUGCUAGGCACCACCCUCGGCACGUUCUUCCGACUCACCAUCGCGCCACCCGCGCCGCCCGCCCGUGGCAGCACCGAAGAUGCCUACCUGCUCUCCUCGAUCCAGGCGCAAGGCGCCGCCCUCCCCCUCGUGCGCCAGCUCUCCGCCGACCCGGCCUGGACGUCCUGGGACGCGUACGGCGGCGCUUCUACUUCCCCCGACGACGAUGACGACGCAGCAUCACCAAAUAUACCCACACACAAGCGCACGCCAACAGUCGUCCGCUCGCGCAUCACCUCGGGCCCCCUGUCCGGGUCCAGCGGCCUAGCCUUCCAGCGCGUGUUCCACAACGCGCACACCGGCGAGGUGAUCAGCGUGCUCUACUUCGGGGCCGGAACGGCCGGCUGGCCGGGCGUCGUGCACGGCGGCGCGCUGGCGACCGUACUAGACGAGAGCCUGGGGCGGUGCGCGAUCCUGCGGUUCCCGAGCCGCACGGGCGUCACGGCAAAUCUAGAACUGCAGUACCGCGCGCCGACCAUGACGAAUGCGUUCUACGUGGUCCGCACGCGGCCCGCGCCGAGCGACUGGGACGAGGCCAAGAGCGAGCGCAAGAUGUGGGUGCAGGGCACCCUGGAGGACGCGAAGGGGGGCCGCGUGUGCGUCGAGGCCAAGGCGCUGUUCGUGGUGCCCAAGGGCUUCGAGCUGAAGCCGCUUGUGAAGGACUUUUAG
Messenger RNA from Anthostomella pinea, 1119 nucleotides. Lineage: Eukaryota; Fungi; Ascomycota; Sordariomycetes; Xylariales; Xylariaceae. The record is from the annotation of a GenBank genome assembly.